AUGAAAGGCCCUUCGUGGUCGGAGAUGAACAAGGUUGCUGGAUACAGUCAGAAACAAAACAGAUCUGGAGAAAACAGAUGCAAAUCUGGAGGAAUAGGAAGUAGAUCUAGAGGAAUUGAAAGCAGAUCUAGAGAGGUCGAAGACGAACACAAAUCUGAAGGUGUGGAGGAAGACAUCUGCGGUGAUACUUGCGUUCGACGUGCUGAAAUCAGAAAAAUAAAACUCAAUGAUCAAACAAUUCUUCGCCCUUCUUCGAUCUUGACCGAACCACACCAUGAUGUUAUAAUUGCCAAACAGAUAAUUGAAGAACGGACCGCAAAAUUGAAAAAACAAGAGGCAAGCACUACAUACUUACAAGCAUUUGCUGAAAUUUCAGGUGGUUUCUACCAGCUGAUGCCGCCUCUUUCGUUGCUCUCCGACAUCACAACCCAACUCCGCUGCUGCCAUUAA
Lactuca virosa is the source of this 450-nucleotide messenger RNA. The record is from the annotation of a GenBank genome assembly. NCBI's taxonomy places the organism in Eukaryota, Viridiplantae, Streptophyta, Magnoliopsida, Asterales, Asteraceae.